This is a messenger RNA of Hermetia illucens (black soldier fly), 1554 nucleotides long. RefSeq names its product suppressor of cytokine signaling 2 (gene Socs44A). The transcript is spliced from 2 exons. The coding region runs from base 276 to 1172 and encodes 298 amino acids. Gene Ontology annotation, biological process: phosphatidylinositol phosphate biosynthetic process; intracellular signal transduction. Lineage: Eukaryota; Metazoa; Arthropoda; Insecta; Diptera; Stratiomyidae. The record is from RefSeq and is a predicted model, not a curated record. Gene Ontology annotation, molecular function: 1-phosphatidylinositol-3-kinase regulator activity. Gene Ontology annotation, cellular component: phosphatidylinositol 3-kinase complex.
UUUGAAAUCGUGCGUACCUGCUUUGUUUGGGGGAGGUUGAAAUCUUUCGGCCUAUUCGAACGCAUUAUUUUUAUGAUAUCCUCGCUAAAUAUUAGAUUUGACAGUUGCGAACUGUCAUUGCGUUAAUAUUUACUGUUGUAAAAUGCUUUUCAAUGGUUCUCGGUGAUGAGUUCAAGUGUUGUUGAUGUUAUCUUCGGAACUUUCGGGAAUUCAUCCGUGUGACGAAUGCUUCCUGAGUUGUAUGGACUGCGGCUGUUACCGUAUAUUUUGUGGGGAUGGACGACAAAUCUGCUUGUGAACAAGAACCCCCACCUAGGGCUCGAGAAAAACACAAAAUUUCUAGUUGGUUUACAUUCAUGUCUAGCGGAAGCAGCAAUUCCUCAGCCAAACCACCAAAAAGUGAAAAGAAUAUAUUUCAACGCAUGAAGAAGAAAUUGGAGAAAAAGCUUCCCGGGUAUCGUUUUAAAUGUGACCAUUCUUCAUCAGAAAGACCCCCGGAAAUGGGCUUGGGUCAGAUGGCAGUCAUGAAAGGUUCCAUUCAAGAGGACGCUUGCAACGAUGUGGACUCGGAAGAGGGCGAAAUGGAAAGCGAUAGCAGAAGAAAAUUACUGAAGAAAAAGUGGCUGGGAAGCGGGAGCCCAAAUGCUGUUAUGUAUAAAGCUUGCAUGGAGAUGUUAAGUUAUGCAUGGUAUUGGGGAGAAAUUUCUCGACAUGAAGCUCAGAGGCAACUAACCGACAAACCAAAUGGAUCCUUUCUCAUUCGGGAUUCUGAGAAGGAUGGAUCACAGUUCACACUUAGUUUUCGUAUGUGGAAUCGAACGUUGCACUAUAGGAUUCAGUUUCACGACAAUUAUUGGCAUUUUGAGACCCGAAAAUAUGAAUCCAUGGUUGAAAUGGUUGAAAAUGUAAUGAAUCGGAGUGAUCAUGAGAUGUUUUUUGUUCAACGCACAAGUGAUAUAAUGCCACCAUUUCCAGUAAUACUACGCUAUCCAUUGAGUCGUUAUCUGAAUUUUACAACGUUGCAAGAACUUUGCCGUCGAGUAAUCAAUAAAAACAUGGAUGAAAGUGAUAUUCGAAGUCUUCCGAUUCCAGGACAGCUCAAAAAGUUUUUAAUUGAUAACGAUGGAAGUGGUAGCGACGGGAACUGUGUAGAACUCGUUCCAGUAGUGUAAAAUUUUGGUAAAAAGUGUUGUAGGCGAUAUUUUGUAUCAUACUUGACUUGCUACACACCAUGGAAUUGAUAUUGACUGAAAGAGCAAAGAAUUAAAUAUUGAAACGAUUUCACAACAAGUAAGGAAAGGAAUUUUCUUCGUAUAAAAUGUGAAAUUUGAACUAUUCACCGAAUCGGUUGGAAAAAAAAAUUGCUUAUUAGUUGGGAACUUACGCAAUAAUCAGUUCCUAAUGGAGGAGAAAGUAGUGUUCAGCGGAUAUAAAUCUGAAUUUCAUAAUUAUAUACUAUCUUAGCAGAACUGGUUUAGUUUAAUCAAUAAAAUUGUAUUUAUUUUCUUUAGAUUUUAAUAUAGUCAAAAUAAAGAAUACGAUUUUUAGUUUAAU